AUGAUCGCGGCCAAUGGGCAGCCGGCGGCGCUGUCGAUGUCCACACCGGUCUCGGCGAACAUCUCGCCCGCGCAGAUGUCGCUCGACCCCGGCACGGCGCAGCUGCUUGGGGCGUCCAUGAUGCCGGCGAAUCUCGCGCCAGGGAUGUCUUUCUCGGUCGUGCAGAACGGCCCCUCCAACGCCAGCACCGCCACCGCCGCCGCUGCGACCACGCCGAUGCUGCAGGCCACCACCGAUGCGAAUGGCAACACCACCUACGUGUACGUAAACGCGCCCAUAACGAACUCAGCGCCGACUGGGCCUCGCAUGCUCACACCGCCGGCCGCCGGCACCUACUUUGUGCAGACGCCGUCCGGUAUUCAGGCCUUCUCGGCCCCCGUGCAGGCGGCGCAGAUGCCCACGUACUACGCUCCGAAGCAGGCCACUACGACCGCCAACGCAACUCCGGGGGCGGCCAGCUUGCAGCCGCAAGGCCAGCCGUACUUCCCAUCCAUGACGGUGCCGCCGAUGUUUGUGGACGCGCAGGGCAACCCCGUGACACCCAUGCAGCAGAACAUCAUCAUGCCCAACUACUACCCGUCUUUCACGCCGCAGCAGCUUCUCGCGUCGCAGCAGCCACCGCAACAGCCACAGUAUCCGCAGCAGUUCAUGGUGCAGCCGCAGCAGCCGCAACAGCCGCAGCAGGCGCCUAUGCAAAGGCGCUCGUCACUGCCGAGCUUCGCGGAGGCGUCGGGUGCCGCGGCAUCCCUCCCGAUGAUGGUGACACCCACGAAUGCCCCCUUUGCGAGGAUGAGCAGCGCACCCAUCUCGAACGCCAGCGAGCGCUCGCCCGCCACGCAGCAGCUGCCGCAGCCCUCGCACCCCGACAUCACAUCCACCCACUUCGUGUCGCCGCAGCUCAGCAGCACGGCCAGCAACACGAACUUCGUGGCGACAGCCGGGUCGUCGGCGAUUGUGACGCCGAUGGACGGGGGCAUGGCCGUGCCGACCAACACGCUGCGACCGGCCUAUGACCCGCCCCGCACGGUGGUGCCGCUAGCGGCGGUGUCGUUGGGUGUGUCGACCGGCGCCAGUGGUGUGGUGGUUGAGGACGGCGAGGAGGAGCACCCGCUGUUUAACUACGACUCGCUGGGCAUGAAUGACGGCAACAACUCGCUAACGUCGGCGUCGUCCAUGACGGCAACGAACGACAUGCCGGUGACGGCGGUGCAUUUGGGCAUUGAGGAGGACGAGGUAUCCGAGACGGGCUCGGAGGCCGCUGCUAUCUCGCGGUUUCAGGCCGGGAAGCACUAA
This is a messenger RNA of Leptomonas pyrrhocoris, 1293 nucleotides long. RefSeq lists its product as hypothetical. Lineage: Eukaryota; Euglenozoa; Kinetoplastea; Trypanosomatida; Trypanosomatidae. Bases 1 to 1293 code for a protein of 430 amino acids. The transcript has a single exon. The record is from RefSeq and is a predicted model, not a curated record.